AUGAUUGGUGAGGCUAUUAGAAAUGGUCGCAUAUCUCCGCUGUUGGUUGGAAGAGAUCACAUCGAGUUGUCUCAUCUUCAGUUUGCAGACGAUACUAUACUGUUCUGCCCACCGGAGGAAGAGACCAUCAAGAAUUACAGGAGGCUACUUCGCUGCUUUGAACUAAUGUCAGGUUUAAGCAUCAAUUUCGAUAAAUCUAGCUUGAUUUCUAUUAAUUGUGAAGAGUCGUGGGUACAAGGAAUGUGUGGUGUGCUGGGCUGUAAGGCAGCCUCUCUUCCAGUCAAAUAUCUGGGAAUCUCACUAGGAGCAAAUCCAAGGCUGGUGAAGACUUGGAAGCCAAUAAUAGACAAAGUGGAGGAAAAACUUAGUCUCUGGAAAGCCAAGGCUCUCAAUAAGGCCGGUAAGUUGGUUCUCAUCAAGUCGGUGUUGAAUAGCCUUCCGGUUUACUAUCUGAGCUUGUAUAAGAUGCCUAAAGGUGUUGCAGAGAAACUGAUCACUUUGCAGAGAAGAUUCCUAUAG
Molecule: messenger RNA, 519 nt
Organism: Arachis stenosperma
Lineage: Eukaryota; Viridiplantae; Streptophyta; Magnoliopsida; Fabales; Fabaceae
Exons: 1
Coding region: 1-519 (172 amino acids)
Source: RefSeq, a predicted model, not a curated record